Messenger RNA from Sphenostylis stenocarpa, 1905 nucleotides. The record is from the annotation of a GenBank genome assembly. Lineage: Eukaryota; Viridiplantae; Streptophyta; Magnoliopsida; Fabales; Fabaceae.
AUGACGUUUAUUAAUUGCCUUAUGAGAAUGAGGUGUAAUCUCUUUGAGUGCUGCUGCAUUAGCACUUCUGACGCAUUUCCAAAGCAGAGUAAAUGGAAAAUCUUGCCCUACAAGAAACUUGCAAAAGUCACAGAUAACUUCAAUCAAUCUCAUUGUCUUGGAAAAAGAGGCUUUGCCACUGAGUAUUACGGAAAACUUGAGGAUGGGCGCGAGAUUACAGUCCAGUGCUUCAACGAAGACAAGCAUCAUACAUUGCAACAAUUUAUCAAUGAAACUUCUAUUCUAAAUUACUUGCCUCACAAAAAUAUUGUGUCAAUUUAUGGGUAUGCUUCUCACAAUGAACAAUCCCUGCUAGUCCAUGAAUACAUAUCCAAUGGCAAUCUUGCUGCUCAUCUUAAAAGUGAAGAUGGAAACAGCACACAAUCUUGGCUGACACGAUUAGAUGUAGCCAUUGACAUUGCAAAUGCAGUGGACUAUCUUCACUAUUAUGGCAUCAUCCACCGCAAUGUAAAAUCCAGCAAUAUUCUCCUAGAUGUGAACUUUUCUGCUAAACUUGCUAACCUUCAUUUAUCAUGCAAACUUCCAGCUGGAGUUCCUGUCUAUGCCACCCAUGUUACUAAUGAUAUAAUUGGAACAUGUGGUUAUAUCGACCCGGAGUAUUUGAAAAAGGGACAGCUUAGUGUAAAAAAUGAUGUUUAUAGCUUUGGGGUAGUGUUGUGUGAGCUUCUAUCAUCAAAGCUGGCAAAAUACUGGGUUCUAAACGAGGAGGAUAAUCUUGCUACCCUUUUAAGCAGAAAAAUUGAAAACCAAGCGUUGGUGGAGCUGUUGGAUCCAAGACUUGGCUUCCAAUCAAACCUUAAGAUCAAGUGGAUGAUGACUGCUACAGCUGAGCUUGCACUUUUGUGCAUGAAAUGUCCACAAGAAUUAAGGCCAAGCAUGGAACAGGUGCUAGAGAUUCUCAAUGGCAUAAAGCAGGGGAGACAUGAAACAAACACAACAAAAGCUUUGAAAAUCUUCCACCCUGCUGAACUCGAAGAGGCUACUAACAACUUUGAUACUUGCCUUGGAAAGGGAGGCUAUGGCACCGUGUACUAUGGAAAACUUAAGGAUGGACGAGAGGUUGCAAUAAAAUGUUUCCAUGACGAGAGUGCGACAGAAAAGACUAUUAAGCAAUUCAUGCAAGAAACUGAGAUCUUGGUUCUGUUGCACCAUCAAAAUCUGGUUUUACUUUAUGGCCGCACUUCUCGCCAUAGCAACAAACACAUGCUAGUGUACGAGUAUAUCUCCAAUGGCACUCUUUCUAAACAUCUUCAUGAAUCUUCGUGUGGCAAACUACCAUGGCAUACUAGAUUGAACAUAGCCAUCGAAACUGCAACUGCCUUGGUAUAUCUUCAUGACUCGGGCGUCAUCCACCGAGAUGUGAAAGGGAGUAAUAUUCUGUUGGAUGAAAACUUUUCUGUUAAAGUUGCCGAUUUUGGAUUCUCACGGUCUCUUCCAGAUCAUGUCACUCACGUUUCCACUAUUCCUGUAGGAACUCGUGCUUACAUAGAUCCUGACUACUAUGAAUCUGGAAGGGUCAGUGACAAAAGUGAUGUCUAUAGUUUUGGGGUGGUAUUGUUGGAACUUAUAUCUUCCAACCCCCCAAUUUUAUUGGAAGGCACAGAAUAUGUUACUCGUGCACAGUUUGCAAAGGGAAAAAUCUUAAACAAGGAAUUAAACGCGGUAGUGGAUCCAAGCUUUUGGUUUGGUGUUGACAGAAACAUGAUGGAAAUGAUAACGGCAGUAGCAGAGUUAGCAUUUCAGUGUGUGCAGUGUCCCAAGGAACUCAGACCAUCCAUGAAACAGGUUGUAGACACCCUUGAGGGCAUUAGGAAAGGAACAUGGGGAUUCAACCAGAUAACAUAG